Molecule: messenger RNA, 2952 nt
Organism: Lottia gigantea (owl limpet)
Lineage: Eukaryota; Metazoa; Mollusca; Gastropoda; Lottiidae
Exons: 3
Coding region: 1-2952 (983 amino acids)
Source: RefSeq, a predicted model, not a curated record
AUGAUUGAAACAGAGGUACUGUGCUUAAUGAAUGAACUGUUGGACAGAUGUGAACUGAUGCUGGAUAUAAAUACUUCUGAGACAACAAAAUUGUCUCAAAAACAAAACAGUAAUUCUUCUUCGCUCUUUGGAGAACAAGUUGCUGAAGAUGCACAGUCACCUGACAUACCUGAAAAUCUUGCUGAAAUAAUUCAAGAUGAAUCAAAUGAAACUGAAUUAAUAUCAUAUCGUCUGUGUGAAGCACCAUUAUUCUCAGACUCUGAGGAUGAAAGCUCCAAAAUUCUUGUAGAGGAAAUUAAUAAUAAAUCAGAAAAUUUGAAGUUAUCAACACACAUACAAUCAUACAAUACAGGUAAUUUUCCUUCACUAAAACUUGCUUAUGAACUUAUUCAUAAUAAUUUUUCUCCGAUCUCAAAUUUUAAAGAAGUUUCCUCAGAAAGUGAUCUGUUGAAUCUUCCUCAUCUUGUAGAGGUUAAAAUUAGUGAUGUACAGGAAAUAAAAGGAAAAAUGUUGGAUAACCAUGAAAAUGAUUGGAAUGGUUAUAAAAAGUUUAGUAAAAGUAAUUCAAAUUUACUUGUUGUAGAACAAGUUACUGAAGAUCAUGCACAGUUAUCUGACAUACCUGUUAAUGUUGCUGAAGUAAUUGAAGAUGACUCAAAAUCUUACAUUCUUCAGAAAGAACAAUUAUUUUCAGACUCUGAGGAUGAAAGCUCCAAAAUUAUCAAAGAGCAAAUUAAUGAUGAAUUUGAAAACUUGAAUGUUUCCCAGAUCUCAAAUUUUAAAGAAGUUUGCUCAGAAAGUGAUCAGUUGAAUUCUUCUGUUCACGAAGAGGCUGAAAUCAGUAAUAUUCAGGAAAUCAAUGGAAAAAAGUUGAAGAACCAUGAAAAUGAUUGGAAUGGUUAUAAUCAUCGCAGUUUACCAGAAGAGGCUAUAAAAAUAAUUUUGCCAGAUGUACAAAAUGCUAUCAAACUGUGUACUACUGGUAAUUCAAAUACAAGUAAUAAGAAUAUUGAUUUAUUAGGUCAAGUGAAAAGUGAUUACUCAGUGAAGGCAUUAGUUCCAAAAACAGACUGUUGGGAUAUAGCAUCAGAAAUACAAUCAGAAACACAGCAGGGAAAUAUUAACCUACCAAAUUUACCCUCAAAUAUCAAUGGAAUGGAUACAAAAGACUUUGUGGAAAAUGCUAAACUACUGGUAGAUACAGCUACUGCUCAAGAAAUAUGCGAUCCAGUUGACACUGAUCAUUAUUCAAAUGAAAGCAGUAAUUUUGAAGAAGUUUUUUCUAAAACUUUUAGUGUAAAUACCAUAAUUGAUGGUUAUUUAGAUGAUGUUCCAACUGAUGUGAGCAGUGAACAAAUAGUUUUAAAUGCCUCAAAUCCAAAUUACUUUUCAUUAUUUGAUAAAAGCAUCACAAAAACUGAAGAAAUAUCUGAAAAUGUGAUAAUGAAUGAUAAACAGGAAUUGGAAGCAAUGAAUGAUGUCAAAAUAUGCAAGUUCUUGAAUGGAACUGAAGUGAAAUUUGAAGACAAUAAAGAACCUCUGAUUAAAUAUGAAAUUGAUACCAAUGCUGAAAAUAUGGAACAAUUGUUUAUUGAUUCACAGAAUGCUGACGCUGAUAGGGGUUGUAAAAUAGAAGAGAUUGAUAUUGAAACCAAGGCAUCUUAUAAUAACCAUAAAACCAAAGUGGUCAGUAGCGAUAAAGGAGAAAAUAAAAAAUGUUUUGAAGCACAGGAAUCACUUGAACAAUUAAAUGAUGAUAUUGGCACUUGGUACCUUAAAGCUGAAGACUGUUGCAAAAUAAAAUUUGCUGAUCAGAAUUUGAAUCUCACUUUAAAUGAAGUUCAAACCACUGAGUGUGAUAAAAGUUUUAUGGAAGAAACUGAAGUGAAUGAAAAAUGUACAAGAGGAGAAAUAAGUAGAGAGAGAAGUAACUGCAAGAAUAUCGAAUGUGCAUGGAAUAAUGCAGAAUGGAAAAUCAAUGAUACUCUAGCAGACAAAGAAAGCUGCACUAAAGUAAAUAGAUGUUCAGAUAUUCAUAGAUCAAAAUCUCAGAUGAAACUCAAUUCAACUGAAAUGUUUCAUAAAAAUGUGGAAAUUUUUCAGGAUAAUGACAGCUCAAUAUUGGAAGAUUCCCUUUAUGAUGAACAGAAAAUAUGCAAUGAGCAACUAUCAACUUUAAUGCAUGAUUCCAAUUUAUGUGAUAAUUUGUUUGUACUACCUUUCAAACAUUUGAGUAAUAGUGAAAAUGAUUCAAAAUUUAUGAAUACAAGUAGUGAUACUAAUAUUCAGAAUUCCCAGGAAUAUAAGCUUAUUCCAUGUGCACAAGCAGUUUUCCAGGAUAUAUCUGUUAUAAAUAGUUCAGGAGAAUUGGAGUCAGGUGAUCAAGUACAAGAGAAUAAAUCCAAAGAAUUAUUUAACGAUUCGUUUAAAUCGCCAUCAUACCACAUCUCCCAGGUUGCCAAAGAGGCCACCAAUAGAGAAACUACGGUUGUUAAAUCAGAUGUUUAUAGAAGUAAAGUUGAAACACCUGAUGUCUAUAUUGACCUUGAGGAAGACCUGGAAGAUAUUCUCAUGUAUCCAGCAACGCAAUGUUUCAAACCAUCCAUUCGACCAUCAGAAGUCAUUGGUGACAGAGCAGAAACAAAUAAAGCUUACCAAUCUGAUAAUAUGAAUGUAUUUGAGUUGGAUGAUGUGAAAGUACCAGAUAUUUAUCAUAAAAGAAAUAUAUCACAAGUUUAUUUAAGAAAUCAAGAUGCUUCAGAGAUAAAGAAAUCAAGAAAAGGAAAUAGUCAAAUAUCAAAUCCAUGCUUCAAGUGGAAUCAGACAGUGCCUAUUUCUGCAGAUAUCAAAGGUGAAGAGGUUAUCAGUAUGAAACCAAUGGUGACAUGUUCACGUCCUCUUAGACUUGGUUUAUCAAAGAAACAAAAGACAAAAACUCUGCAUAGAAAUUAA